AUGGACAACAUGAACUCGUUUGUGGAAUACUCAAUUUGUAACCGACCGGGGACCGGCGCUUAUUCUGCGCCUAAAUCUGGAUACCAUGUCCACCACCAUCAUCCGCACCACCACCCCCAUCCUCUGGAGCAGCAUCAGGGGUUCCCGGUCACCGCCGGCUCCUUCCACGCGGGACCGAGCAGCUCUCCAGCUCCCGUCAACGGGACGAGAAGCGACAGCAGCAGUUACAUCGGGGAUGGGCGGCUGUACGGGGCCACUGGGGGUGAAGCAGUGCACGGAACCACAGGGGCGAGUCAGCACCAUCAGCAGCACCAUCACCAUCCUCAUCAUCAUGAGCAGCAACAGCAUCAGCAGACGCACAGCAGCUACCAUCAUCAUCCACACCUCCACCAAACCCAGAGCUUACAAAACGGAACAUUGUCCCCUUAUAAUAACGGGAGCAGCAGCAGCAGCAGCAGCGGGGCCUAUGCGGGUCAGGCGUGCGCCAGAAAUUCGGAUUAUGGUGCUGCGACGGGCCCUCCCAACACCGUUCACUCCCAGUAUUUCAUGGAAGAGCCUGUGGCCUCCACCUACUAUCAUCAAUCACCCUUCCCCAGCUCGGCCCCCACCAUCGGCCCCAGCUACGGGGCCUUGGCCGGGGCCUACUGCGGGCCUCAGGGCGCCUUGGCCGGGUCACAGUACCCGCAGCAGCUCGGCGGGGGUCUGGACGCAGCGGCCUACCUGAGCCUUCCACACGGGGGAGGGUACGGGGAGCUACCGGUGUCCCAGGACCGAGAGAGGGGGGAUGAGGAGGGCCAGCAGGCCGGGCAGGGGCAGACCUUCGACUGGAUGAAGGUUAAGAGGAACCUGCCUAAAACAGUCAAAGUGUCAGACUUCGGCCUCGCAGGCGCACACAACAACGCCAUUCGCACCAACUUCAGCACGCGGCAGCUGACGGAGCUGGAGAAGGAGUUCCACUUCAGCAAGUACCUGACGCGUGCGCGGCGCGUGGAGAUCGCCGCCACGCUCGAGCUCAACGAGACGCAGGUGAAGAUCUGGUUCCAGAACAGACGCAUGAAGCAGAAGAAGCGCGAGAGGGAGGGAGCGUCCGCUACAACGCGCUCUUCCUCCUCCUCCUCCUCCUCCUCCGGUACCGACUUCAACAAGGAGCUGGAGGACACCGACCAUUCCUCCGCGUCCACGUCUCCGGGUGCGUCCCCGAACUCGGAGACGUCGUCAGAGCAAGCGACGUGA
Acanthopagrus latus (yellowfin seabream) is the source of this 1233-nucleotide messenger RNA. RefSeq names its product homeobox B1a (gene hoxb1a). Bases 1 to 1233 code for a protein of 410 amino acids. Gene Ontology annotation, cellular component: nucleus. Lineage: Eukaryota; Metazoa; Chordata; Actinopteri; Spariformes; Sparidae. The record is from RefSeq and is a predicted model, not a curated record. Gene Ontology annotation, biological process: regulation of transcription by RNA polymerase II. Gene Ontology annotation, molecular function: RNA polymerase II cis-regulatory region sequence-specific DNA binding; DNA-binding transcription factor activity, RNA polymerase II-specific. The transcript is spliced from 2 exons.